GUUGCACCUGAUGAAACGAUUGACCUUUCUCUCGUAUUUGUAUAUCAUUAGUGUACAUGCUCAACUUUUUGAUGACAACCCUUUUUUACAUACUGAAAUACAUACAGCAUCUCCUUUUGCAGAAACUGGUACCAUGAUUCAAACUGGACGAACAGGUGUCACCGCUAUGCAUGCUACACUCUUAAAUGAGAACAAUAUUCUUAUUAUAGACAAAGCUGAAUGGAAUGAAGCACAGUUGGAUUCUGGUAUUAGUGCAUACUCUUGUGAAUAUCAUAUCGACACCAAUACAUAUCGAACGUUGGCAUUGAAAACCAAUACUUUUUGUUCAGCAGGUGGUUUCCUUGGUAAUGGAACAAUGAUCAGCACUGGUGGAGCAGAAGGUGUAGGAAAGUGGGGACUUAAGGCAAAAAAAGGACAUCAAGCAGUACGACAUUUUGAACCUUGUGAUGAUAAUACUUGUGAAUGGCAAGAAUAUGCAAUCAACCGGAUGACAAGUGAUCGAUGGUAUCCUACUGUAGAGCAACUUCCAACUGGUGACAUUUUUAUUAUUGGUGGAAGUACGGUUGGAACUAAAGUGAAUCGAGAUGAAAUCAAUGUACCUUCUUACGAAUUUUGGCCACCACGACAACAAGGUCAAGUCCAUUUCCCAUUUUUAGAAAAAGCUACUAUGCCAUUCAACCUAUACCCAUUUGUCUUUUUACUUCCUGAUGGUCAUCUUUUUAUAUUUGCAAAUACCAAAUCCAUCAUCUUUGACUAUGAAAAUAACAAAAUUGUAAAGCACUUACCGGAUAUGCCAGGUGUACCAAGAUCAUAUCCUUUGACGGGUGGAGCAGUCAUGUUACCUUUGGAUCCAGCGAAUAAUUACAAUGCAGAAAUCUUGGUAUGUGGAGGAUCAGAACGUAUGAAUACAAACAGUCGAGCUGACGAUACUUGUGGACGCAUCAAUCUUGGCGAUGAUGAACCAAUAUGGGAAAUGGACACUUUUGUUUAUCCUCGUUUGAUGCCUGAUGGGGUACUUUUGGCAGAUGGCUCUGUGGCGUGGGUCAAUGGGUGCAAACGUGGAUGGGCUGGAUACAAGCAACGCAAUCAUGUUCCUACCUUUGAUCCUGUGAUCUAUCAUCCUGAACAGCCUUUACAUUCAAGAUGGCAAACUGGUUUAGCCAACACCACUAUUGCAAGAAUGUAUCAUUCGGUGGCACUGACACUUCCAGAUGGUCGUGUAUGGAUUGCUGGUUCCAACAACAAUGAUCCUCCUGAUAUCAAUGCUGAAUAUCCUACAGAAUUCCGUGUAGAAUACUUUUCUCCUCCUUAUCUCUAUCAAGCAACUCCUCCUCGACCUCUUGUAUCACAUGUCCCCUCUCGUAUGGCGUAUGGUGAAUCUUAUGAAUUUUUAUUGAAUGCAGGUAGCAAUAUCAAAAGUGAUGAUAUCAAGGUCGGACUCUUACGUACAGGGUUCAGCACUCAUUCUUUACAUAUGUCUCAACGAUAUGUGGUUUUGGAACAUACAUUACUCCAUCAAGGUCAAGUCAUCCGAGUUCAAGCACCACCAAAAGCAACUCUCUUUCCUCCUGGUACUGGAUUUCUCCAUGUCGUCCAUCAAGGUGUGCCUUCCAAAGGUGUACAGAUCAAUGUCCAGCCUUCCAGAUGAUAGAGUUUAAAUGUUUGAUUAGGGCUAGCAUAUAUCUAGUUUUAGUUUGGUAUCACGAUUCCCUUAUUUGAUUUAUGGAAUAAAUGAUAUUUGAACCUCA
Messenger RNA from Halteromyces radiatus, 1748 nucleotides. Its product is annotated as glyoxal oxidase N-terminus-domain-containing protein. NCBI's taxonomy places the organism in Eukaryota, Fungi, Mucoromycota, Mucoromycetes, Mucorales, Cunninghamellaceae. The record is from RefSeq and is a predicted model, not a curated record. Bases 11 to 1648 code for a protein of 545 amino acids. The transcript has 6 exons.